Molecule: messenger RNA, 3077 nt
Organism: Gekko japonicus
Lineage: Eukaryota; Metazoa; Chordata; Lepidosauria; Squamata; Gekkonidae
Gene: MSTN
Product: myostatin
Exons: 3
Coding region: 284-1411 (375 amino acids)
Biological process (GO): SMAD protein signal transduction
Cellular component (GO): extracellular region
Molecular function (GO): growth factor activity; cytokine activity
Source: RefSeq, a predicted model, not a curated record
GCGGUCCAGCAACUUAUGACAGGCAUGGCUUUUAACGUCUGACAGCUAGAUUCAUUGUUGGUUUAAUAGCCAAUCGUCGGUUUUGACGACACACGUCUAAUGUAGGUUGGAAUAUAAAAAGCCCUCUUGGAAUAUACAAGAUUCACCCAGAGUGGUGAGUUGUCUCGGAUUGCAUUCGCCUUCUGAGAUUCACGGUGCACUGAAAGAUUACAAAAAAAGAAGAAGAAGUAGAACUAAACAACCGUAGAAAGGGAAGGAAAAGAACUGCACCGAAUGUGAGGCCAUGUUGAAACUAAAAAUGUAUCUUUAUGUCUACCUUUUCAUGUUAAUCAUACCUGGCCCAGCGGAUCUUAACGAAAGCCACCAGGCAAAUGAGAACAUAGAGAAAGAGGGACUGUGUAAUGCGUGCACGUGGAGGCAAAGUACGAAAUCGUCCAGAAUAGAGGCUAUUAAAAUCCAGAUCCUCAGCAAACUGCGCCUGGAACAAGCGCCUAACAUUAGCCGGGAUGCUAUAAGGCAACUUCUACCCAAAGCGCCUCCGCUCCAAGAACUGAUAGAUCAAUAUGACGUCCAGCGAGACGACAGCAGCGACGGUUCGUUGGAAGACGACGAUUAUCACGCUACCACUGAAACGAUUAUUACAAUGCCCACGGAAUCUGACUUUCCUAUGCCAGUGGAAGGAAAACCCAAAUGUUGCUUUUUUAAGUUUAGCUCUAAAAUACAGUAUAACAAAGUAGUGAAGGCUCAGCUGUGGAUAUACUUAAGACAAGUCCAGAGGCCCACGACAGUGUUUGUGCAGAUCUUGAGACUCAUCCGACCUAUGAAAGAUGGGACAACUUCUACUGCAAUUCGAUCUUUAAAACUUGAUAUGAACCCGGGCACCGGCAUUUGGCAGAGUAUCGAUGUGAAGACCGUGUUGCAAAAUUGGCUCAAACAACCUGAAUCCAACUUGGGCAUUGAAAUCAAAGCUUUGGAUGAAAAGGGACGAGAUCUUGCAGUAACUUACCCAGGACCGGGGGAAGAGGGCUUGAAUCCAUUUCUAGAGGUCAGGAUUACAGACACACCGAAAAGAUCUCGUAGAGAUUUUGGUCUUGACUGCGAUGAACACUCAACAGAAUCUCGAUGUUGUCGCUAUCCGCUGACGGUGGAUUUUGAAGCUUUUGGAUGGGACUGGAUAAUUGCUCCCAAGAGAUACAAGGCGAACUACUGCUCUGGGGAAUGUGAAUUCGUAUUUUUGCAGAAAUACCCGCACACUCAUCUUGUCCACCAAGCGAAUCCGAGGGGCUCAGCAGGCCCUUGCUGCACUCCUACUAAGAUGUCCCCAAUUAAUAUGCUUUAUUUCAAUGGAAAAGAACAAAUAAUAUAUGGAAAGAUCCCUGCCAUGGUCGUGGACCGUUGUGGCUGCUCCUGAGUUCCUCAGUAGGUUUGCUACGUCAUAAAAAUGUGGAAUCUACCAAAAGUACCCUUCAGCAAUCUUUUGAAACUGUGAAUUUUGUACUAUAGGCCUACCUCUAGUAGGCUAUACGAUAGGCUGUUAGAAAAUUUCCUGCAAGACAAGCUACAGUAUGUGAACUGAAAGACAUUUGUGUACGCAAGAGCUGGUUUUAGCCAGUGAAAACGAUAAGCUACAAUCAAUCUCACAGGAUUUCACAAUGAAUUUCUUUUUCUGGAAAGGGAUAUGUUUUCAUUUAUGCAACAACGUAGUCAGAUAACAGUUUCAGCAGAUAGGAAUAGAUGAAAAGCAACUCCGUGUAUUCCAGAUAAUGAAAAGGAGUGAGCUAUAAGAUGUAGUCUAAACAGGUUUAGUUUACUGUUGUAUUUGCAUUGGAGGAUACAUCGGUGAUGUGUCAAGUAUCACCGAGUUGUCCUCGAACACUUGAAUGGAGUUUAGAGUAUUAAAAACUGAUAAGAUGAAAUUCCACAGAACGUUGACAAAUCCACAAAUAAGCAUAGAUACAUUGUACGCAUAUUAUUUCCAUUCCUUCUAUAAUUAGUGCAUUCAUUACUUCCUGCCAAUGGUGCUAUCGCAGUACGCUAUCACUUACAGUCCAAUCCCGUGGCUUGCUGCAAGACUGCACAGGUGGUAUAGGAUAUACCGACCGCAAAAUCACGACGCAGUUUCCAAAUCUGAUAUUGCUGCAGAAAUGCAGACUGGGGUGUAAGUAGUUAGGUGAAACAGAGAAGCAUGCAGCACAACAACGAAUCCCCCUCUCUGCAAGAACAAUAAAUUCAUCACUCACAAGGAAUGGGGACUUUAACCGGUUAUUUUUUAGUUGAAUAGAUGAUGUCCACAUUAUGAAGUAACAGAGAAGGCAACAAACCGUGCAUUAUGAGUUAAUGGUAACCGUCCAUUCUCACAACAUUACAGUUUGCACUAUGGAAAGCCAAUGGGGAUUUUAAAAAAAAAUCAUAAAUACAAGAAUGAUAAAAUGCCGAUACAUUGUGUAAUAUAUAUAUACAAUAUUAUAUUGUAAAUAAGCAUUUGUUUUUGUAUUUACUAUGACUGCGCUAUGAGAAUACGGUACAAGAAAUGCAGGUUCCAUUGCAGACAGGUACACCUCUGCCAGUAUUUUAUUUCUGUGCAGCAAAUAUCUGCGGAUCGUUCAGGAAAUUCUUAUGUGUCUGACUGUGCGAUCCUAUGCAGAGUUUCACAGGUUUGGAAGGGUGUCAGUCUUACUGCAACGGUACCAACAUACAUAUCGGGCUGUUCACUUGCUUAUGGUGCCACUUCCCUGUUGUACGCCAUGUUGCUCCCGUGUAAGAGUCCCACGCAUGUUUCAAGAUGCAGCAUGUAGAUUAGUGGAUCGGAGCAACUGCAGAUGUAACAGCCGCCAGAUCAGAAAUGUAAUCCAUAGGACAAAAAUGUGUUCAUUCUCCAAAGUUUUAGAUGAAUGAGAUACACUGUUCGAUAAACAGAGGACAUUAUAGGUGGAAUCCAAAGCCGACCGUCCACACACAGCAAACUGAUCCUGCUCUCAGAAGGGCUGCUUUGCACUAGAGCACUACAUUUGUGGAACUCGAUCCAAAUAUUCCCCCGCCCCCUGCUCGUACAGAGUUUUGGACAGAGGUCAUUUCGG